AAGAAAGAGUGACCUUGAGGUGUGCUCCCCCACAGCCUUGGCAUUCGGAUGUGGACUUCGACGACGGAGACCGCGCUGAAAUCAUACAGGCCUUCGUCGCGCUCCAGGACAUCUCAGAGACACAUGGGCCCACCCAGGCCAAACCGGACCCGGAUGAGCUCAAGAGGGAGUCGUUGACGCUGGAAGCAGGGGCAUUGGCACUUAUGGCCGGCCAUGCGUACCAUCGGGGCGCCGGGAACAUGUCUGCAGUGCCGCGCCGGCUGCUGCACUUUGCAUUCAUGGCCCCAGGCCCGCCUCCUGUUGGCUUCACCUACCACUUGGUAAACGAAUUGGUCCAGUCACCGGUCACGCUGGACCAGUUCCCUUUGGAUCUCGGGUGGCGCGGCUUUAAAGGCUCGAGAUACACUACUAGUAUCCCGCGUGGCAGCAACAACACCAUGUGCUCCGUUCCAUGGUGGGACGACAAGGCGGGGUGUGCCUCUCACGCUGGAAAGGAUGAUGGCGUCUUGGAAGCUCUCGCUAAUUGGGCAGGUGACGCUCCGCGAAAAUGGUUCCUCAUCGCCGGGGCGAUGGAUCCUCCGACCGGUAGUGGAGCCACAUCCAGGGUCAGAAACAGUGGAGACUGUGGACAGAGGAGCGGGAAAUUCCUUGAGGGCAUUGAGUUAGACUUCCGCCACAUGACCAGGGCCGUUGGACGCGACUUGUACAACAGAGUUCACGACAUGAGGCUCAAGCUGCAUGAGGCCAAGUCAAGGAUUUGCGAUUUCUUCGACGAGUGCAAGAAGCGGGAGUGCAUCCCAAUGCUGUAUUACACUGGUCACGGCGCAGAAGGCUCUGGCAACUGGUGUUUCCAGGAUGGGUGCCUAAGCUUCUCCGACGUCUGUGAGCUGCUGCCAGUCGGAACAGAACAUCUGUGGAUUCUCGCUGACUGUUGCUUCUCUGGCCACUGGGCGAAUCAGGCCAGAAACAUGUGCGACAAGAAAGUCGAAGUGGUUGCAGCAGUGCCAUACUUCAUGACCGCCCUUGACACCGAGCAUGGCGGGGAAUUCACGAUGUACAUCACCGGGAACAAGCGUGCCAACGACUUGAAACGGCCCGUUGUUUGCAGCACAAGGUCUGUCAAGGAUUUCCCAUUGCCGCCUCUGAUUCGGUCGUACUCUUACACUCAGCGCAUCAAGGGUGAAACCUCCUUCGGAAAUCGGUUCGUGAUGGCACAGCACUUUCAUGAAGACUGCUGCUCGAUGUUCUUUGCCAGGAUCCCCGGCUACGAUGCGGGCACGGGAUCUGCAAAAUGGUGCAUAAUGUCCACCUACAGCAGCCUCAGAACCUGGCUAGAAGAAGACUGCUGGUCUAAAGGGUUGAAUGUUAUGCAUAUCUCGUGCAGCGGCCAUCGCUUCGGUGCCUACGCCUCACAGGGCUUUGGAUCUAGGCAGCAGAUCUUUGCUGGCACCUUUGAACAUAUCAAGAGUUGUUUCGAGAACAACAAGUGGAACGAUGGAUGGAGUAUCACUUCUCUCUGUCCUGGAAUUGAGCACGACUGGGUGGCCGUCGUCACCCAAUGUCAAGGAGACUACCUCUACGGAGAUUCCAAGGGUUCUCAGUCGCUCCGCAAGGCAUCCAGCUGGGUGGAAUUGAGGGCCCAGAUUGGUGAGGAGUGGAAAGAACGGAGAAAUAUUACCAAUCUCGCGGUUGCCAACGAUACUUGGAUACUGGCUGCUCAGGCGAGUCCUCGAAGCCAAAAGUAUCGUAGGGGGCCGAAGGACGGCAGCUUCCCAAACGUCAGGCAACAUUUCUGGGACAAAGGUUUCGAUGUCACUCUGCUGCUGAAGGAUCCAUCUGACACCAGAUGGCUCUUGUUUGGCACGGGGGGUCUCAAGGCCGUAAAUCGCGGCUACUGCACACAAGUUGCACAGAUUUAA
Molecule: messenger RNA, 1919 nt
Organism: Symbiodinium necroappetens
Lineage: Eukaryota; Dinophyceae; Suessiales; Symbiodiniaceae
Source: the annotation of a GenBank genome assembly